CUGAAGCGAACCGUCAGUUAGUGACGAGCAAAUGCCGUGAGUGGUUGAGGCAUAAUAAAACGACAAUGUGCGUUCCAGCCGCCAGCCAGCUGACAGCUAGGAGACGUCACUAGAAGGCAGACCAAUUGAAUGCCAGGGUUCAUUAAUUACACUAUGAACGCAGAUUACAGAGUCUUCACCAGAAUGAAGGAGAAAGGGGUGUCGCUGGCUGCAUUUGCAACAACUGUCCUGUUCCUGAUCCUAACAGUCAUCAUGGUGAGCGUGACACUCCAAUCUGCAUAUGCUUGGCUUGUGAUGGGUUCCACAUUGUUCCUGUUCCUCACAUUGUGCAGCUACAGUUCUUGUGAAAAGACAUACUGGCGGCGCACUAAUAUGCGUUCUGAUUCCAUCAGUACGAUAUCAGAGGGACGCGACAACAGUGAGGGGGGGGAACAUAACAGAAAUAUUUUGCCAUACUGGAUUACUGAUCUUCCACCUACUUAUGCUGCAGCAACAGUACAGCAAGGUGAGACUGUAACUGGAAGAAACAGCCCCAAUUCACCUCCACCACCAUAUUCUAUGGCAGUGGGGCUUCACUUGGGAGAGAGUAAUUCAGCAGAGGAGCAGUUGCAGCAUCAUGGUGGGAAUAUACACAUCCCUGAUGCACUCAUACUACCUCCACCAUCUCCUUCAGUGGUGUCCAGACACUUAUUCCAAGUCUGUGGUCCACCUGAACGCAUCCACUCACUACGAAUACCAAGGAGUGAUGUCAGGCUGUCACAAUCUUAUUGCAAGCAUAGUGACACACUUUCUCUUGAUGGACAUCUAGCUGAACAAAGACUGAAGAAAACAACAGCUGACAGCAGCAGUACAUGCUAAUGAAGCGGAGUGUCACAAGAAGAACAGACGUGGUGGCAAAAAAUAAACUUAAUCUUACAUUAUUAUAUGACUUAUGUUACUUUAAUAAACUGUAAAUGCAGUAAAACAAUUUUUAAUUAACUGAUGAAAAUGUUACAAAGUUAUUGCAUUGCGCAGUCCUGCAUAAGUACACCGCAUUAAUUUGCGUGGCAUCACAGUCAGCACUUCCACAUCUUUAUUCAGGAGGUAUCAUAUUCAAAUCACAUUUUCUGAAUGGGACUUCAGUGCUUUACCUCAGUAUCUGUAGGCCAGUGCUGGGAUGUACCAGUACUUUUAAGCAUCCACAACUAUGUUCCAACCUGUUCUAAUUCAUCAUUCACAAACAUUUUCUCAAUACACAUGAAAACAUAUGCAACUGAUGUCAUUACACUAUCUCAUCUCAUGCACAUUGGUUAGUCUUUGGUGACUGCAACUUUCAUACAGCUGUGUCCAUUGCACAGGGAGGUUCUUACCUUUGUCAACCGGUUCGUGGUGACUGGUGCACCACUGGUUGCAUGGCACAUAUGAAUUCUACCAAUGAUCAUUAUGCCUGAUGGCUGAUAAUGUUUGGAAUUAGGGAAGUUAUUAACUUUGUGGACCGCUUGAUGGCAUUAUGUUUCAUGGUGAGCAGUGAGGUUCAUGCCUUGAAAUUUGUUAUGAUUUAUCAGCAAUGGGCGGCAGUUGUCAGUUCCAUGAGCCAUUUGUUCUCAGUUACAAUUAGUGAGCACUGUGUUCCGUCACAGUGUGGUAUACUUUAGAGCAACGUGUAUUCCUGUAUGACAUGUGAAAUACAGAUCUGCUAGAAUGUGUCAGUGAAAAUUUCAUGAUGAAAGAGUUCCCAGCAGACAAACAGUCCACAAUCUGGUAAAUAAACUUAAGAGUUUAAGUGCAGUGUGAUUACUGAGGAAACGUUAGAUGACAUACUGUAGGAGCCAGACUUGAACACAUGCCUAGAAAAUCACUGAAAUGUCUAGCUCAAGAGAAUAAAGUGUCAAAGUCUAGUGCAAGAAAGACAACACAACUGCUGAAGCUUAGACAAUAUAGAACAACAGUAAUCCAUGCCUUUAAGCUGUGCGAUCCAGCUAGCAGGAUUCAUUUUUGUGGUUGAUUUCUACAGUCUGUUGUCAAAGGUGAGAUCAAUCUGCAAUUUACAGGGACAGCAUUUUCAACACCUUCUGUGAUCUAUGAAUUGUAACUCUUUCAUUCUGAAUGUCUUCGGCCAACAGGCAUAUUGAUUCUUCGGCAAAAUUUGCACGUGCCUUGCAGCUGGUGGUCCACCAGUUACUGUGAAGCACAGAGCUAUGAACUGGUCAAUAAGGGUAAGAACCUCCCUGUAUAAGAUUGGAAUAGUUGUAUUAAAAUUUUGAACAAAGCUGUUCAGUCGGCAUAGAAAUGUAGUUCUUAAGUGUUCAAAAGACACAGGAGACACAAUAACAUUGCACUGGCCAGUAAAAGCAUUUAGUGUGAGUUACAUAUGGCAACUCAGCUUGACUUUGCAGUAUUCUUACUUCCUUACUGAAGAGGGGCAAGUGAGAUUCUUGAAGCUGUGGAAACAAAUGCAGCAUUCUGACACCUACUGCAGGUUGUAGGUCCAUUGAUUCUGCCAUACAAGACAGAUUCUAUUCCUGUGAAGGAAUCAUGGGGGAACAAGAUUACCAGGACUCCUUGUUUUCACUAUGGACAAACAGUGAUGUCAUGUAUUGGCUGACUGGUCUUGAACUCAAGAUGUUUUGCAACAAAAGGCAAGGACCAUACUUAGGGAUGAACCCAAGACUGGUCAAGUAGUUAUGUGGCUGACUCUCAUUUUGGAGGUAUUUAGUAUGAAACUUGACCGAAGUGCCAGUUAUCCUUAAUUAGUGAGAUUUCUUACAGUUCUUCCCGGUAAACAGGUAUAUCACAUUCAGAUGGACAUGAAAGCAUGAAACUACUAUGACCCUGUACUUAAGUAAUUAAACACCAUGCGAUGCAGACGUACAUGGGGAGUGCAAGUAUAAUUACACCAUUCUUAACUGCAGCACAGAUCGAGGUAAGUAGUCUGCUUCACCUCUUCUGCAUUAUCUCCGGGAAACAGACCCUGUACCCUCUGCAUAGGAGGCUGGGUAGGUUUCAACACCCAUAUGAAUGCUAUAUAGAAGAGAAUUUGAACCAAUGAUUCCUCAGGUAUCCAACCUGUAAACUAAUUGCUAUACCAACUGUGCUAUCCCACAUCUGAACGUAACAGGCACUUUGCUACAUUCAUUCUGAGGCAUCCCUAAAAAAGUAGGGCAUUUAUUAUGCUUUUAAUACAAAAAAAACUAAUAUAAGGAAAAUAUUCAGGACAAAAUCACAUAAAUAUGGUUCACAAUAUGAAAUAAGACUUACAAGACAAUUCAUGAACACAAUCAUUAUUUUCCUUAAUUUAUUUCAUCACUUCCAACACUCGGAACAUGCUCUUCCCUGGCACAAACUGAAAGUGUAAACAAUAUCCUACUAGAAUCAAUGAAUUCCAGUCAGACUUACUUCACAGCUAUAGAACAUAUCAGGAAAGAAAAAAA
Messenger RNA from Cryptotermes secundus, 3410 nucleotides. RefSeq lists its product as uncharacterized. Lineage: Eukaryota; Metazoa; Arthropoda; Insecta; Blattodea; Kalotermitidae. The record is from RefSeq and is a predicted model, not a curated record. Bases 130 to 858 code for a protein of 242 amino acids. The transcript has 4 exons.